Molecule: messenger RNA, 903 nt
Organism: Ornithodoros turicata
Lineage: Eukaryota; Metazoa; Arthropoda; Arachnida; Ixodida; Argasidae
Exons: 1
Coding region: 1-903 (300 amino acids)
Biological process (GO): proteolysis
Molecular function (GO): aspartic-type endopeptidase activity
Source: RefSeq, a predicted model, not a curated record
AUGUGUCGCAGCCAGGCUGUAUCCGUUCAAGCCAGAGAAGUGGUAGAAUUACAGGCAACAAAGGACGAAGCUUUGUGUGUACUGGAAGUGGACACCCCACGAAAGACUACAAUCGAAGUAGAUGUUGACGUCGAAGGCAGCAGAUUAAACCUUUUGAUCGACACAGGAUCAUCAGUUUCUAUUCUGAAGCGUGAGGACUUUCUUCGGAUGGGUGAGCAUACAACAUCCUUGAGAUCAGCAUCCGUCAAUUUGCUUGACUACUCCCGAAACAAAAUAGAACUUUUGGGCUGCACGGUGAAAAAUGUGCAUUACAACGGUAAAGAAGCCCCAAUCGUUUUCUACGUUGUUGAAAAAGGAACGUCACUUUUGGGCUUAGAUGCUCUUAUGGCUUUACACCUGACCAUCGAGGGAUCCACUUUACAGUGCUUGCAGACCCAAAUAACCACUACAAGCCGUGAGGACAUACAGAAGGAUUUCCCAGAACUUUUCUCUCCUGGGCUGGGUCUGGCUAAGGGAUUUGUGCAUCGUAUCAAAGUUCGUGAGGAUGCAACCCUUGUCAGAGCAAAGUACAGACCAAUGCCAGAAGUAGUCGAGAGUGAAAUUGAUGCUGAGGUACAACGCUUGCUUGACAUGGAUGUCAUUGAACCCGUUGAUGCUCCCGAAUGGGUAUCUAAUGGUGUUGCAGUGCGGAAAAGAAGCGGUUCAAUCCAACUGUGUGUUGACUUGCGCCAGCCAAAUGCUGCAAUUACCGCCGACUGUUUUCCUUUACCAAACAUGGCGAGCAUAGUGGACGAAAUGGCCGGUGCAGUUUACUUCUCCAAACUCGAUUUGAGAUCUGCAUACCACCAGGUGAUGCUUCAUGAAGACAGCAGGAACAUGACAGCAUUUAUCACACGGGGAUGA